ACUCGAUCAUGAUCGCGAUUUCUGAUGCUGCUGCUUCGGGUUGGCCUUCGCCGCACGCUGAAAGCUCAACAGCCUGCAUGUGAUGGCAAGGCGAGACAGGACGCGAUAUCUGUAUCGGCACCGGUGCAGCCAGCACCUGCGGUACAGAGUAGUAUCAUCCAGCGGGACCACGGCUUGCAGCAGGGCGUGCAGCAGCAGCAUGCGGAGCGCUCACGCACGGCUUCCACGCCUACCGAGGUCUUCUUCCCGUGCGAGAAAAUUUCAUGGCUUCUCUCAAUCUUGACUUUUCGGAGUCGGGCCACCAAGCUGCGAUCAUCACAAUAAGCACAGCGCCAUGCCGCUGUGACCGGUUUUCAAAACCGGUCACCCUUAAGAAAGCGCAUGCUCCUUCUGUCUCUGUGUGCCAGUGCUACGACAGAGGCAAGCUAGCCUUUCCCAUCAGCCACAAAGACGCGCAAGACGAGACCCGAAAGCUCAUCGCCGCUCGCAACUUCAGCCAUGGUCGGGCCUUCCUCACAGCAGCAGCCUUCCAAGCCGCGAGGACCAGGAGCUCCUCGAUAUGAAGCUCAAGAGAGGUCAUCAGAAGAUGGCAGCGCUUCCUACCACUCCGACUCCUCUUUUGAUCCGGAAGAUGAUCACGACUUGGGAGAUUGGGUAUCGGAUGAAGAGGAGCAGCAAGCAAGCGGGGCAGUCCUAAAGAUGCAAGGCAACGAGUCGCUGGGGUACGCAUCUACUUCGCAAAGCUACUCUAGCCGCAAGGUCAGGUACCUCGCUCUGUUCCCGAAUGCACACGGGCAACUCGACUGCUUCAAGACGGCUCAAGAAGCGCUGGACGACGCCAGCGGUAGGGGGUGUGAUGUGGUGGAGGUCGUGGCCAGGCUUCAGCUGGACCCGCUGCAAACCAUCAGGCUGCUCAAUCGUCUGAGACGGACAGUAUUGGAGCCAAAAGUCGGCCAGGUCGAGGCGUUAUCUCCUCGGUCAGUCGCUGAACUGACUGGUAAGGAAGCCUGGCUUGACGACGACGCCGAGCUCAUGCCAGUCAAAGGAGCGGAGUCCGAUGGCUUGCUGCAAACUGAUUUCGAUGAAUUGAUAGCGCAGAGAGAUGGGCCGCAAGACGCUGCCCAUCCCACCCGUGCUCUGCGCGCUCGCAUACAAGAGCUGGAAACUCUUUUGCAGUCAUCACAGCUCUCCUUCGAGGAUUUGCGACAACGUUACAUGUCUGCACUUUCGCUCGACACCCCUGCUGGUCAUCUUUCAGACAAAGGCAAGAAUAGAUCUGAUCAAGCGACCCGCACCUCCGAUGCGUCAAGAGAGGUUCCGAAGCGCGACGACGAUUCUCACUAUUUCACCAGCUACGCUGGACAUGACAUCCACCAAACGAUGAUUUCGGACGUAGUCAGGACUCUGAGCUACGCCAAAUUCUUGCUGCAUCCUCGCAACGCUUCGUUGAUACGGGGCAAAACUGUCAUGGAUGUUGGCUGCGGCAGUGGAAUUCUCAGCCUCUUGGCUGCACGAGCAGGGGCGAAAGAGGUCAUCGCUAUUGAUGCAAGCGACGUCGCGGAGAGGGCAGAGGCCAACGUGAGGCAAAAUGGCUUCGCUACCACCAUUCGGGUCGUCAAGGGCAAAGUGGAGGAAUUGAAAGAUGAGCUGAAAGCAUACGAAGGCUCAGUCGAUCUUCUCGUGAGCGAGUGGAUGGGCUAUUUUCUGCUCUACGAAUCAAUGCUGCCCUCGGUACUCUAUGCGCGAGACACGUACCUUCGAUCUGGCGGCGUUCUAGCACCAUCGCACUCGAGAAUGACACUUGCCGCGCUUUCCGACAAGAAGCUUGUUACAUCUCGCCUGGACUUUUGGAACGAUGUGCACGGGUUUGAGAUGCAUAGCAUGAGGCAUGGCUUGGAGGAUGAGGCGUGGACGGAGCAUGUCUCCAGCGAAAGCAUCGUCAGCAGUGUGGCUACUAUACAGGACUUGCCUUUGGAACACAUACCCUCCAAACAACCCAACUUUGUCGCGCCUUUCUCACUGAUCAUGAGCUCAUCGACAGCCGUGCAUGGUUUCAUCUCAUGGUUCGACACUUGGUUUUCGCCGAAUCACCUGCCUCUUCCACCCAAGGGCCGUCAAGAAAUGCCCGGUGGCGAGGAAUUGGCAGGAUUAACCCCCUGCGAGACGAGGACGCCCGAGCUUGCAGAUGUCAGAGGUAUGAACCUGCGAGGUGGUGCGAUCGUUGAUGCUGCCUCUGAUGAAGAUGGCGGCGAAGUGGUCAGCUUCACAACUGGUCCCGCGGGCAAGGAGACGCACUGGAAGCAGACUCUCUUCAUUCUCAAGGAGCCUAUCCAGGCUUCAAAAGGAGACGUCAUCGAGGGAACCAUCCACGUGUCAACAUCCGCGGGAAACUCUAGAGAGCUCGAUGUGGAGCUUCACUACAUCACAUCGCCUCCUACGGGUGCCAAAGCCGUGCGCACCGAGACGGUGCAGCUGUUUGCUGUGCGAUGACAUUGCGAGAGAUAUGAAUGCAUCAUCUUUCUAAUGGAGCUUGCUGCCAAUAUGACGACAUGCGUGUCUGGCACUUUGUAGCGCCCUCAGAAGAGACGUUGGAGGCGCUGUUCUACCGACUUGCAUGGCCCGGAGGAGGACACGGAGCGUUUGGGGGCACCUUGGAGUUUUUGCGUCCAGGCCAGUUGGCUGGAGCGCAGAACAAGCAGUACCAUUUUGAUCUGGGUGCAGAAUCGAGACCCACGCAGCUGUAGUGGAACUGAAUGGAAGAGAAGUGCUCAGCGCAGGUUCCGCGUUCCGCAAUCUGCUCGAUGCGGUAAUCUCACCCAUUCGCGAGGACAGUCGUCAUUGUCGCAAGCGACCAUCUGU
Messenger RNA from Ceraceosorus guamensis, 2859 nucleotides. Its product is annotated as S-adenosyl-L-methionine-dependent methyltransferase. The record is from RefSeq and is a predicted model, not a curated record. Gene Ontology annotation, molecular function: protein-arginine N-methyltransferase activity. The coding region runs from base 499 to 2490 and encodes 663 amino acids. Gene Ontology annotation, cellular component: nucleus. The transcript is spliced from 4 exons. Gene Ontology annotation, biological process: peptidyl-arginine methylation. NCBI's taxonomy places the organism in Eukaryota, Fungi, Basidiomycota, Exobasidiomycetes, Ceraceosorales, Ceraceosoraceae.